This is a messenger RNA of Pyrgilauda ruficollis (rufous-necked snowfinch), 933 nucleotides long. RefSeq names its product sulfotransferase 6B1-like. Gene Ontology annotation, biological process: sulfation. Lineage: Eukaryota; Metazoa; Chordata; Aves; Passeriformes; Passeridae. Gene Ontology annotation, cellular component: cytoplasm. Gene Ontology annotation, molecular function: sulfotransferase activity. The record is from RefSeq and is a predicted model, not a curated record.
AUGACCAGAAACAGUGAAAGAAUCAUUGAACUAGUGGACAAAUGUUUUUCAGAGGGUGACAGGAUGGUCCCAGAAGACAUGCCGUUUUCCUACAGAGGUAUUUUAUACCCCGUUACAAUUAGCAGCCCGCAGACUUUGGAAGCUCUGAAAUCCUUUGAAGCCAGGAGUGAUGAUGUGAUUCUAGCAGGUUAUCCUAAAUAAGGAACCAAUUGGCUUGAACAAAUGGUGAAGGAGUUGGCAGAUGCCAAAUAUACAGAAGAGGAAAGGAAAGAGAGAAUAAAUGCUGAAAAGAAGCUAGAGACAUUUCAGCGUCUAGAAUUUGGGGAUCCUGGGAUUUUAAAGAGGAUGAAGCAGCUUCCUUCCAGAAGAGGAAGUAACCCAUCUGAUCUCCUGCCUCCAUCCAUUCUCCAAAGCAAGGCUAAGAUCCUUGUGCUAGUUCAGAACCCCAAGGACACAGCUGUCUUCUAUUACCACUUCUGCAACAACCUACCAGUGAUGCCAUCCUUUGCCCCCUGGGAUGAGUACUUUGCAGACUUCAUGAAUGGAAAAUUGGCCUGGGGAUCCUACUUUGACCACCUAGUGGAAUGGAACAAAUACAUUGACAAUGAGAGGAUCAUGACAAUAAGCUACGAGGAACUCAAAGAGGACCCAAUACUGGGGAUGAAAAAGAUUGCUUCCUUCUUUGGAUUUUCCCUGUGUGAGGAAGAUUUUUCCAGAAUUGCCAGGAAGAUCAGUUUCAAAUCUAUGAAAGAUAAAUCCAGUGAAACCCAUGGAAAGUCUGGGGACAUCCUCUUCCACAAAGGGGUUGUUGGAAACUGGAGAGACAUCUUCUCUAAAGCUCAGCAUGAAGAAAUGGACUGGAAAUUUCAAGAUUCCUUAGGAGGAACAAAGAUAGCAGCAAAGAUAAAAUAUGAUGUGUACUGCAAGGCCUGA